Messenger RNA from Racocetra persica, 221 nucleotides. NCBI's taxonomy places the organism in Eukaryota, Fungi, Glomeromycota, Glomeromycetes, Diversisporales, Gigasporaceae. The record is from the annotation of a GenBank genome assembly.
AUGCUUGUCGUCAUAAACCUUAUCAUUCCAAAUGUUCAGAAUGUUGUGAAGCUCCCGAUGUCAACAUUAUAUGUGUUUCACCAGUUUUGCCAACUUUUAAUAAAAGUGGCAUUAUUCGUUGUGUGGGUGAAGGCUAUUUGCAUGCAGAUUCUCAACUACAAACAUCAGAUUCUCAUUCACCAACAUCAGAUAAUAGCUAUGGUUCUGGUUUUUGUGAAUAA